Messenger RNA from Penaeus indicus, 330 nucleotides. RefSeq lists its product as uncharacterized. Bases 1 to 330 code for a protein of 109 amino acids. The record is from RefSeq and is a predicted model, not a curated record. The transcript has a single exon. Lineage: Eukaryota; Metazoa; Arthropoda; Malacostraca; Decapoda; Penaeidae.
AUGUUCCCUGAGUCGAAGGGCGCACCUCCGGCGAAACCAGCACCGAAGCCUGCGUUUCCAUGGCCAGCGUCGAAGCCAGUAUUACCCGCAGAAAACCCGCCGUCGAAACCAGGAUUACCCGCAGAGAACCCGCCGUCGAAACCAGGAUUACCCGCAGAAAACCCGCCGUCAAAACCAGGAUUACCCGCAGAAAAAACUCCAUCGAAACCAGCAUUACCCGCAGAAAAACCGCCGUCAAAACCAGCAUUAUCUGCAGAAAAACCGCAGUCAGAACCAGCAUUACCCGCAGAAUCCCCGCCAACACCAUUAUUGGAACCAGCAUCUCCAUAG